Messenger RNA from Salvelinus fontinalis (brook trout), 2105 nucleotides. Its product is annotated as fatty acid CoA ligase Acsl3-like. Gene Ontology annotation, cellular component: endoplasmic reticulum; lipid droplet; plasma membrane. NCBI's taxonomy places the organism in Eukaryota, Metazoa, Chordata, Actinopteri, Salmoniformes, Salmonidae. The transcript is spliced from 8 exons. Gene Ontology annotation, molecular function: long-chain fatty acid-CoA ligase activity. The record is from RefSeq and is a predicted model, not a curated record. The coding region runs from base 416 to 1642 and encodes 408 amino acids. Gene Ontology annotation, biological process: neuron differentiation; long-chain fatty acid metabolic process; long-chain fatty-acyl-CoA metabolic process.
AUAAUACCAUGACGACGCGCCUGUCACUUCCGAGCUGCGAGCGGCGACCAAUAUCAGACAGACGAUGCGGGAAUUCAAUUGCAAUUCAUGAAAUAAAAGAACGCAUUCCCUUUCGUCGCUGAUAUACCAGGUGUUUUAUUCAAGGAGUAAGGUGUUGCUGCCAUCGUCAUCAGAUAAACACACAAGGGCAGAAGAAGAAGGACCAGGAAAGGAAUACCUUGCCCCGUCAGUGGCAACAGGAUUCAUUCUCUCUCCAACCAUUCACACCUUAGACUUAGAGGAGCUGUCCUGGUGAUAAACUACCUGCUCAGAGCAUAAACCCUGGACCCUACCUUGGGUUCUAAAGUGACACACACACACACACACACACACAGACAGACAGACAGACAGACAGACAGACAGACAGACAGACAGGAUGAAGCUGAAAGAGGAUCUGAACCCAGUGCUGUUGCUGCUCUUCCAGGUGACAGUGUGGCUGUACUCUGUCCUAGCCUUCCUCCCCUCCUACCUCUUCAGCUCUGUGUCAGAAUCAGACGCAGGCCUCGGCUCAGAACAGGAGCGGGCUCAGAGACUCAAGGCCCAGUCUGUGACGGGUCGCCCCGCGGGGCCCUACAGGGCCAUGGGCGCCACCAAGAGGCUGGUGUCGUCCCUGCACCCCGGGGUAGACACACUGGAUAAGGUGUUUGAGGAUGCAUCCAGAAGGUUCCCUGACAGAGACUGCCUGGGCACCAGAGAGGUGGUCAUGGAGGAGGAUGAGAGACAGAGCAACGGAAAGGUCUUCAAGAAGGUGAUCCUGGGGCAGUACCGCUGGCUGUCCUAUGCCGAGACCCACAAGGCGGCAGCACGCUUUGGCAGUGGUCUUGCAGCGUUGGGCCAGAGGGCCCACAACAACAUUGCCAUCUUCUGUGAGACCAGGGCCGAAUGGGUCAUAGCCGCACAGGCGUGCUUCAUGCAAAACUUCCCCUUGGUCACUCUGUACUCUACCCUGGGGGGUCCGGCCAUAACUCACGGUCUGAACGAGACAGAGGUUAGUCACAUCAUCACCAGCAGAGAGCUACUGGAGACCAGACUCAAGUUCAUCCUGCUGGAGGUGCCCAGGCUGCAGCACAUCAUUGUGGUGGAUGACACACCCACCAAGUGGCCUGGUUACCCACGAGGCAUCAGUGUCCACAACAUGGCUACCGUUCAGGAGCUGGGGACCAAGCCUGAGAAUGGUAAACACACAGUGUCUCGUGGGCGUAAACAGCCCAUGCCCUCUGACAUCGCUGUCAUCAUGUACACCAGCGGCUCCACUGGCGUACCCAAGGGCGUCAUGAUCUCCCAUAGCAACAUCAUUGCUGGCAUCACUGGCAUGGCAGAAAGGAUACCCAACCUGGGUGAGAAUGACACCUACAUCGGGUACCUCCCCCUGGCCCAUGUGUUGGAGCUGAGUGCAGAGCUGGUGUGUGUGGCUCACGGCUGCAGGAUUGGCUACUCCUCCCCCCAGACGCUAGCGGACCAGUCAACAAAGAUUAAAAAAGGCAGUAAAGGAGACACCAGUGUUCUGCAGCCGACUCUAAUGGCAGCUGUGCCGGUAAGACACAUACAUUACUGUACUGUCAAUGUAGGAUUGCAAAUGCUGAUGCUCCAGAUACUCAACUAGUCUAAAGGCCAGUUGUAUUACUUCUUUAAUCAGCACAACAGUUUUCAGCUGUGCUAAGAUAAUUGCAAAAGGGUUUUCUAAUGAUCAAUUAGCCUUUUAAAAUGAUAAACUUGGAUUAGCUAACACGACGUACCAUUGGAACACAGGAGUGAUGGUUGCUGAUAAUGGGCCUCUGUACACCUAUGUAGAUAUUCCAUUAAAAAUCAGCCGUUUCCAGCAACAAUAGUCAUUUACAACAUUAACAAUGUCUACACUGUAUUUCUGAUCAAUUUUAUGUUAUUUUGAUGGACAAAAAAUGUGCUUUUCUUUCAAAAACAAGGACUUUUCUAAGUGAUCCCAAACUUUUGAACGGUAUUGUAUGUUUACAUUGCCAAAGGAAGUGAAAUGGAUAAACAAAAGUGAUUUUUUUUUUAAAAAGUGAACAGUAAAUAUUACACUCACACAAGUUCCAAAACAAUAGAGA